Molecule: messenger RNA, 4848 nt
Organism: Trichoplax adhaerens
Lineage: Eukaryota; Metazoa; Placozoa; Uniplacotomia; Trichoplacea; Trichoplacidae
Exons: 35
Coding region: 10-4848 (1612 amino acids)
Biological process (GO): regulation of actin cytoskeleton organization; regulation of GTPase activity
Cellular component (GO): cytoplasm
Molecular function (GO): actin filament binding; GTPase activator activity; calmodulin binding
Source: RefSeq, a predicted model, not a curated record
GCAGAAAUUAUGGAUGAAGAACGGCAAAAACUCAUUGCUUACCAGUACCUUUGUCGCUUAGCAGAAGCGAAAGACUGGAUUGAGCGAUGUAUUAGUGAAAACAUUCCGGUAUCAAUUAGCGAGUUUGAGAAUACUCUACGAAAUGGCAUAUUGUUGGCAAAGCUUAGCCACUCGUUUGCUACUGAUGUGGUCCCGCUGAAGAGGAUCUACGAUGUAGAUGAAGCAAAAUAUAAAGUUAAAGGAUUACAUUUUAAGCAUACGCAAAACUUUAAUUACUGGAUCGAAGCAUUGGACAGUAUCAAAUUUCCUAAGAUUUUUCAUCCUGAAACUGUCGACUUAUACGAUCAGAAAAAUAUGCCCAAAGUAAUCUACUGCAUUCAUGCCGUUGCAUUAUACUGUUACAAGCUUGGUAAAUCACCUGCUAUUACUAGCCUUAGUGGUAAAGUUACUUUUACAGAUGAAGAAAUUUUAGAAAAGAGCGUUGAACUAAAAAGCCGUGGUGUGAAGAUUCCGAUGUUCAAUCGUAUUGGCGGGAUUUUAACAAAAGAGAUAAAAGUAGACGAUGAAACUUUUUUCAAGGCAAUUGUAGCAGUAAAUCGCGCAAUAGAUGAUGAAGACGCGCCACAAACUGUAGUUGCAAUGAAUCAUAUCGCUGCAAGAUUGGUUGACAUAGAUCCAGAUUAUGCUGAUUACUAUCAAAAAAAAUUAUUUACGGCUAAAAAUAUCAAAUAUAGUAUUGUAAUGAGGCGUGGUCGUUUAGAAAAAGUUGUCAUAAAUGGCUAUGGGGAAGAAGGUUUGUUAACAUCUGACGAAAUACAGAGUUUAAUUAAUCAGGCUAAUCUUUUGCGCGAAUUAAACGAUGCUCUGGAUCGAGAGCCAACCGAUAAUCAAAAAUUGGAAGAAUGUCUAGGAUCGGACAUACUUGGAUUGCGUGACGUGGAUUUCGUAUGGCUGGAAGUUUAUUCGAUCUGCUUGAAAAACAGAAGAAUGGAGAAGUUAAAAAUUUAUGGUAACGGUAAUAAAAGUCUUUUAUACCUGGAUGAACUUCAACGUCUGAUAUUGCAGACUAACUGGUUGAUCAUCUUAAAUGAGGCUCUGGAUAAGAAUCCUUCUGAUGAAAAGAAGAUUAAUGAGUGUUUAUUGUCUGAAUAUAUAGAUGUAGAUGAUGUUAACUCUGAUAAUAUAAUGCAAUACAUUACGAUGCUUAAGUUACGUAAGAAAGAAAAAUCGGCUACUAGCAAUGAUUUUAAAGAAGUAAUGUUGACUGUUAAAGACAUUCAGGUUAUUAUUUCUCGUGAAAAUGCGCUCUUGACUUUGGAUCGAGCGUUGCAAGCAGAACCGAUUGAAAUUGCGAAGCUGAGAGAGUCUUUAAGAUCGAAGGUGUUAAAUUUUGCAAAUUUACGUAUGGAGAUAUCCUCAAUGUAUGCUGCUUCGUUGAAGGAGGGACGUGAUAAAAAAGGCGUAAUUAGUGACGACAUUCUUCGUGAGAAUGAGAUACAGUGUUGUAUUGAUGAAGUGAAUCUAGUUAUUCAUUUUUCAAAUAUCAUUGUUGCUAUCAACGAGGGUUUAGAAAACUAUCCUUCCAACAAAGAACAGUUUAGUAGCUGGAUACUAGAUGAAACAUUAGCGUUCGAUGGAUCACAGUCUCAUCUGGUUACGCUGUACGUCGAAAUAUUAAAAAGAACGCAAAAGGAGAGAUUAGGUAGUGAUGAAAGUUUCUUGAAUUAUUUGGAUAUCCAGAACUGUAUUACUCUUGGGAAUGAAAUUCACGAUGCAAAUGUCGCGCUAAUUAAAUGUGUUGCCAAAGUUAAUGCAACAGUCGAAGCGGAAGACCAUGAAGCUGUAUUAUUGGCUUUGCAGAGUGAAAUUCUGUCGUUAAAGGAAGUAAAUCCGGAACAAAGCACUGGCUAUUUGACAUCGCUGAAGGCGGCCAAAGACGAGAAAAUUUCCGAUUGUCAAAAUGGUUGGGUCAAGCACGAGAUCGAAAUUGGCGGUCACAUAUAUUAUAACUUAUCUACUGAAGAUUUUAUGUAUGAUGCUCCUGAAGGUUACGUAUCAAAUGGAAGGUUUCUGACUAAAAUUGAAAUUGAGCAAGCACUUAUAGCUGAAAAUGAGCGCUACAACUUAUACGACAGGCAACUACCGCAAAUUAUUGCUAUUCAAGCUCUUGCACGUGGCUAUCUUGCCCGGAAAGUUAUCAAAGAAAGAAACUAUGAGCUAAAAUGCUUGCUACCGGCUGUAAUUCAGAUUCAGGCUGCUUGUAGGGGAUAUCAACAAAGACGCGCCUAUUUAAAUAGACUAAAGUAUUAUGCAAUAAAUGAAAAGGCAAUCAUAAAAAUGCAAAGCGUAUUUAGAUGCUUAAAAGUUCGGAAAUACUAUGAAGGACUAAGUAAAUUUUAUUUUGAAUAUAUAAUAUCAUCUUACUUAUCGACAUUGCUAUUUUUUUAUGACACAUUGCUAGAAUCACUCGAUGUCCCGUUUGCAGCAAUUAGCAUGUUCGUUUACUUACUUGACGAAACUCAGAAAGAUUUUAACGAGGAGCUUGAAUUACAAAAAUUGAGGUCUCACAUUGUGACAAGUAUUCGAGCCAACUUGAAGCUAGAAAAAGACUUAAGUUCAAUGGAUGUGAAGAUCGGUUUACUUGUCAAGAAUCGAAUCACAUUGCAGGACGUAGUCCAUCAAAAUAGAGCACUUAAGAAAAUUAAUAAAGAUGUUACAAAUGUGAAUGGGAUCGAUGUAUUGAUAAAGGAGAGAACGCACCAAUUAGAGGGAUAUCAAAGUUUGUUUUAUCUAUUGCAAACUGAGCCGAAAUAUCUAGCAAAGUUAAUAUUUGAAAUGCCUCAGAGUCGUAGCAAUAGAUUCGUCGAAACAGCCAUCUUAACCAUAUUUAAUUACGCUGCAAAUACCCGAGAAGAAUUCUUACUUAUUAAAUUGUUUAACACGUCCUUACAAGAAGAAGUAUUGAAUCGUGUUAAUUCAAUUGAAGAUAUUGUUGAAAAUAAUCCUUUAGUUGUUAAGUUGGCCGUCCAGUUUAAUAGAGGAAAUCGAAGCCAGAAUUGCCUAAAAGAAAUUUUUGGCUCCGUAAUUCAGCCUGUCAUUAACAGCAAGGAUAGUUAUGAUCUAGACCCAAUGAAUAUUUACAAGGCCUGGCUUCACCAUUUAGAGUCAAUUUCGGGAGAAGCUAGUCAAUUGCCUCAUAAUAUUAAUACGGAACAAGCACUUAAGUAUCCUGAAGUUAAAAAGAAACUUGCAGAAUGUAUUAACAAAUUAAAAGCCUUAAUUGCCGAUAUUGUAGGAGCAAUUGUACCUGCAGCCGCAAAGCUACCAUAUGCGUUGCGCUGUGUUGCAAUGACUCUCAGGAAAUGUCUAGAAAAGAAAUUUCCAAACGAUAAAGACAUUGCCUUAAAAGCUGUAGGACAUUUCAUAAUAUGUCGUUAUAUGCAUCCUGCUUUAAUUGCUCCUGAUGCUUUUGACGUUAUUCCAUUCAAUGUGGAAAACCCUUUAACUACUCAUCAAAGACAUUGUCUUGCUUCUGUUGCAAGUCUUUUACAACGAGCAGCAAUAAAUAAUACGUUUGGUAACGAGAGUCCAUACUUAAGUUCAAUAGAUGAUACUAUAUCAGAAUCAUUUGCGAAACUACGAACAUUUUUGUGCGAAGCAUCGACUGUGGAAGAGCCAGGGGAACGCUUUCAAUUAGAUCAAUACAGUGAAUAUGCAAUGCUUAGAAAACCAACUAUUUACAUUUCUAUCAGAGAGAUUUGUAACAUUCAUAAGUUGGUAGCCGACUUUGAAAAUGAAAUUGCACCAAACACCGAUGAUCCACUUCGUGAAGUUUUAUCUGACCUAGGCUCACCUUUAUCUGAAUCUGAGUUAAUCGGUUAUUCUUUCAUAGAUGUGCCAUCGGAUACAAAUGAUCCAAUUGCUAUUGAUGCUGUUAGAGAAGAUUUGGCCAAGACUGAAGUUUGCUUGACAUUAACUAAUAGAUUUGAUAUUAAAGGGGAUAAUAGGACGUCCGAUGUAUCAUCCCUAUUUAACGGGACUAAAAAUUUAACAGCGGACGUGAUCCGCGUUCAACGAGGAUCAACCCUGGCUAGUAUACUGGAUACACCUUCGUCGAAGGAAGAAUCUGAGAAAUAUAAAGCCAUCAUCAGCAAUCGAGCUAGUAAGAUUGCUUUAAUCAGCCAGGUAACACAAAGUCAAGUGAAAGGCACGCAAAAGAAAGAACCAGGACCUGAAAAACAUGCGUCACUGGAGAAAGUUAAGAUUAGAAUUAAAGAAGGUUUGCAAGUACUUGAAGAAAAAGGUCUUACCUCUUCUAAGAAUGGAUACGGAUCUGUAUUAAGGGAAAUUGCAAAGGAUAUACUUAAUAGACGGUUAUAUCGAAAAAAUCGUAAGAUUGAAAUAUUAAGACUGCGUGAGGCUCAGGUAGUCUUGGAUGACAAGAUCAAAGAUUAUGUUGAACAAAUGGAUUAUUAUAAUAAGUAUAUUAAGACUUGCAUCGAAAAUAUGGCCUUGUCUAGUAAAAAGAAAAAGGAUAAAAAAUCUUCUGCCUUAAAGUAUACCGCAGCACGAUUGCACGAAAAAAAUAUAGUUUUAUCGAUCGCCGGUUUACAAUCACACCAAUAUAAAAAUGUAACGAUUGAGAUUGCAUCUACUGACGAUUCAUCGAAGUUUAAAAUCCAUGCCAAGAUCAUUGGAACAACAAUGGAUUCGAUUUUGCUUGAUUUUGAGCAUUUGCUAGAACUGCAAUAUGAAGGUAUUCCCUCAAUUAAAGUAUUUAAUGCUGUUAUGUUUGAUGUAAACUCUUUAAUCGGUCUCUUAAAUAGAAAAUUUUAUGGUAAAGAUUAG